Messenger RNA from Alosa sapidissima (American shad), 3955 nucleotides. Its product is annotated as CCN family member 1-like. Gene Ontology annotation, cellular component: extracellular region. The coding region runs from base 228 to 1418 and encodes 396 amino acids. The transcript is spliced from 5 exons. The record is from RefSeq and is a predicted model, not a curated record. Gene Ontology annotation, molecular function: protein binding. Gene Ontology annotation, biological process: signal transduction. Lineage: Eukaryota; Metazoa; Chordata; Actinopteri; Clupeiformes; Clupeidae.
GGAAAGUUGACGACCCACAGUACUUCGUGGCGGGAGAGUAAAUGACCAUACAUUUUUGAGCAAUUUCAUUCUAUACUUUCUUCGUGCUGUUUUUUAUUUUCUUUCUGUUGACUUCAGGCUGUUUUGAAGGCUGCCUGUCAAUUAUUUUAUUUGCUUACUUUUCAUUGCUUUGUUUACUAGUACCCUCUUUGAAGACCGUUUUGUUUAUCAGAAAAGGAUAUUUAGCCAUGACCUCUUUGAUCUCACUGGCUUUUUUGACAAUGGCGACCAUCUAUAUGGUGGCUGCCAGCUGCCCGGCCGUGUGCCAGUGCCCCGCGGUGCCCCCCUCGUGCCCUCCUGGCGUGAGCUCCGUGGAGGACGGCUGUGGCUGCUGCCGGGUGUGUGCCGCCCAGCUCAACCAGGACUGCAGCGCCGAGCGCCCCUGUGACCACCACAAGGGCCUCGAGUGUAACUACGGCAACGACGCUGCCAGCGAGUGGGGCGUGUGCAGAGCCAAAUUGGAGGGCCGCAGCUGCGAGUUCGGCGGCCGCAUGUACCAGAACGGCGAGAGCUUCCGCGUGGGCUGCAAGCACCAGUGCACGUGUGUGGACGCCGCGGUAGGCUGUGCCCCGCUCUGCGCCACCCAGCUGCCCCUGGCCUCCGCCGAGUGCCCCUACCCGCGCCUGGUCCGCGUGCCCGGCCAGUGCUGCUUCAGCGUGGACUGCCACAUGGGGGCGCUGCCGCCCCUGCUGCCCCCGAAGACGCGGAAACCGACGAAGACCAGGCCCAAGCAGCAGCAGCCGCAGCAUCAGGACCAGAAUCGCCUUGACGAUGGCCAACAGUACAGCCUGACACCGCACCGUCCAGAUUAUCAGAACAAUAGGGUGACCAACGAGGUGGCGGAGAGAGGAACGCUGAACUGGGCAGACGAGCAAGGCUACAAGCAUCUACCAGUCUGGAGUCCCUCUCAGAAGUGUGUGGUUCAGACCACUGAUUGGUCACCGUGCUCCAGCAGCUGUGGAGUGGGUGUGUCCUCCCGCAUCACCAACGACAACGCCCAGUGCAAGCUGCAGAAGGAAACUCGCCUCUGCAACAUCAGACCCUGCAGCUCAUUGGAUAUCCUCCCCAAGAGAGGAAAGAAGUGCACCCGCACCCGGAAGUCCCCCGAGCCUGUCCGCCUCGCCUACGCCGGCUGCCGCAGCGUCCGCCUCUACCGACCCAACCACUGCGGCGUGUGCCUGGACGGCCGCUGCUGCCAGCCUGCCCGCUCCCGCACCGUCCAGGUGCCCUUCCGGUGCCCCGGCGGCACGCAGGUGGAGCGCGCCGUCAUGUUUGUCCAGUCCUGCCGCUGCAGCAGCGAGGACUGCGGCCAUCUGAACGAAGCGGCGCUGCCGCCCAAGCGCUGGAUGUACGGAGACACCCACAAGUUCCUGGACUAGAGAGGAAGAGAGGAAGAGAAAAGAGAGUGAGAGAGAGAGAGAGAGAGAGUGGUGGAUAAAGGAGAGACAAGUGGGGGGGAGGGGGGGCAACUGGUGUUUUGGACUAGAAACGACAAGAGGGGGGGGGGGAGAGAGAGAGCGAAAGGCAAGGACAAUUGUUUUGGACCCAACUUGGACGAUCGGUUUGAUCGAGACUGGGAUUUGCACUUGUCCCGAUCGAUGUAAGGAGGAAGGUUAUCCUUGUUUGAUAUGAAUGGGUCUUUCAGAUGUAGUUCAGUAGGACUGCAGUGCUUUACAGUUGAAUUGAGCGGAGUCUGUGGACUGGGUCUGGUUCUGAGGUUGGCUGCCUUGGCCUCUGUUAUCAGUCCAGUUAACUGAUCUGGUCUGGAGACCCUGGGCCAGGGUUGGGUUGGUUGACAGGCCUCAACUUGAGGUCAUUUUCAAGCCUGGGUUUGAUUUGAGAUCAUUAUGACCACAGCCUGGGCAGUUCAAGUUCUGCUGGUCGGGGUCCUGGGGUGGGAUUGGGGACUGACGACAGCUCGGGUCUUCUAGAAUAUUCCAGAAUUUGACUGAGCCUAAUUUGCGACCAGCAGAGGUUCCUCUGCAAGCCAACGGUUUGAUGUUGCUUAAAUAUUUUUUUAUUCCAAGACUGCUCAUCAAAUUAAUCCCCAACUAUUUAGUCAGACGAGGUCUAUGCAUUUCUUCCGUUACAUUUAUACACACACACACACACAACCUUGAGUGAAUGCUAUGUAGUGAACGUGGGUCACUGAAAAUAGACAGACCUCAUCCGGUGCCAACAGAGAGGUGGACUGUGUUUCCGUGACCACCAUUUAAAGCCACAGUGUGCAAGAUUACACCACCCUAUGAGCUAUGCUUUGGUAACUAGCACGCUAGUUUUACAACAAAACUCUUCACUGCAGUUUAACUUGUCAGGAUAGCUAUACUCUACACAGCCACAGACCUAUGCUAAUCUCGCCAGAUUAGGGACAGAGUUUACAGGUUUGAGACAACUGGGGGUUAGCUGAAAAUGUACUGUAAGCUACAAGGCUAGCGCUCAGACUUUUAGCAAAAUACCUUCAAUGCUCCUUCUAUUCCCAACUUGAGAAGUUUGGGCUGGUUUUGAUCAUUUCAAAUGCUUUGGCGUUUAAUUAAUACAAGUCUGUCUGGCUAUGCCUGAUUCGACAGUCUAAUUGAAUGCAUCAUGUGGACAUAAUCAUUAAAUGAUGAGCUUCCAUGCACAAGGUUUAAAGGUGCUGUUUAAUUGUAGGACAGGCCCACCAUACUGAGUGAGUAACUGAAUGUACAGUAUGUGGCAGUAAAGCGUCUUUACUUCCAAGCAUGUGAGCAUACAAUACCACCAAGGAAUCUCACAAUGCAAUCAACCAAAGACAAAGUCUGACUGAAGUCUGGAUUGACUCUCACCCCAUCAUGCUGAAAAGCUGUAAUAUUUAUUCCUGUGUGUGUGUGUGGCAAGGGACUCUGUUCACCUCCCAAGACUCAGAAAAAGUGUGGUUAAGAACAGACUUCUUUUGUUGUCAAUUCUUCCCCACCCUCACCCUCAUGUCUGUGUGGUCCAUGGACGAAUGUUCCAGAAAGAGAGAGCGGGAGAUUUGUGUGUGUGUGUGUGUGUGCGCGCGCCCCUGAUUAUAGUUAGGGCCUGGCUCUUUUUAGUGGCAGACCGAUACCAGGGUAACUAAAAACGAGCUGUCGCUUGAGGACACGGGAACGAUCCACCUCUCGUUCCCUCACUUCGUUCGCCUCCUCAGAAAAAAGGACUAUGUAGAACUCCACCUCUGUUUUCAGAUAGAGGUGGAGUAGAGGGACGUUGGGAGUUGGAGAAAGCCCCAUCGGCUUUCCUUUUUCUAUUCCAAGUUUGAUUGUGAUGUCAUAAGCCUUUUGUACGAUGAAGGCUACGUAAGGAUAAUGUCGCCAGGUUUCCUCUUUAAAACAAUGUCCUAAACAGGGGACAGAAUGCUUAGGCAAUUCACCAAUACCAAGACCAAAUUUUGGUCGGAUUUAGAAAAAAAACACUACAAAUCAGACAGGCACAUAUUACUUGUGUUUUGUCUGGUUGAUUUAGUAGUUAUAGUGACGGGGAGUGGAGGUAGUGCCAGCUUAAAAGGGGCACAGAAACUUCCAGAAAUAAAUCUUGGAUGGGUCUCUUACCCCGCCAUUUUGUUACAAGGUGCAUUACGGGUGACAAGAUACGAAAUAUAUGUUUUCGGCAAAGCAUUUGGCAUUUGAGAGCAUUAGCCGUCUGUGCCAAUAUGCAUCUCCACAGUGUGUGGUCCUCCGAUUCUGACACACACUGGCAUGACGGUUUCAUUUGACUGAAGUUACGAUGACAGAGGGUUGAUUGAUGGGGAGCCGCUGGGAUCAGUUGGUUCUUGUUUUCACAAACAAUUUUGUAAUAUGGAACAACACCAGGAGAACCCACCAUUGCUGGUAAAUGACUGAAUUUCACUGGGAUUCAUCCUGGAACUCUAUUGGAAUUGACCCAGAGGGUCUAAUAAAAACUCACAUUUGGUGCCAGA